ACGACCUGGAAGCAACAUGUCGGGUCUCCCUAAAGCGCAGCAGGUGCAGUAGGAUUCUAGGAAAGUAUUCAUCACAAACCUGCAGCAUCUGAACCUGAGUGACUUCUGUCGGACCGCGCGUGACAAAAUGAUGCACUUCCUGUUGCUGUUCAGUCGGCAGGGGAAGCUGCGACUGCAGAAGUGGUUCACGCCGGUAACGGACCGGGAGAAGAAGAAAGUGAUCCGGGACAUGAUGAUGUUGGUGUUGCCACGUCUACCACGUUCCUCCAACUUCCUCCAAUGGAGGGACCUCAAGAUUGUUUACAAGAGGUAUGCCAGUCUGUAUUUCUGUGCCGGUCUGGAGAACGAGGAUAAUGAGCUGCUGGCCCUCGAGGUGCUGCACAGAUACGUCGAGUUGUUGGAUAAAUACUUUGGAAAUGUGUGCGAGUUGGACAUCAUCUUCAACUUUGAGAAGGCUUACUUCAUCCUGGACGAGUUUCUGAUGGGAGGAGAAGUCUUAGAAACUUCCAAACUAGCUGUGGGCGCCUCCAUAGAGGAGGCCGACACGCUCCAAGAGACGAUGGAGGAAUACAUGAGCAAACCUGCCUACUGAGCCGAGAGACGAGGAGGGUUUUCAAGACUUGAGCCAAAAGGUUUAUGAUCACACGGUCAUACAGUAACCACAA
This is a messenger RNA of Seriola dumerili (greater amberjack), 665 nucleotides long. It is a transcript of the gene ap1s3a, whose product is annotated as adaptor related protein complex 1 sigma 3 subunit. The record is from RefSeq and is a predicted model, not a curated record. Gene Ontology annotation, molecular function: clathrin-cargo adaptor activity. Gene Ontology annotation, biological process: intracellular protein transport; vesicle-mediated transport. Lineage: Eukaryota; Metazoa; Chordata; Actinopteri; Carangiformes; Carangidae. The transcript is spliced from 5 exons. Bases 128 to 592 code for a protein of 154 amino acids. Gene Ontology annotation, cellular component: intracellular membrane-bounded organelle; membrane coat; AP-1 adaptor complex.